UUGCUACCGUGUUAUAUUGACGACAAUGAAACAAUUGUCCGCGUCCGGUGGUACAAGAACGAUGAGCUGCUGGGAGAUACCCUGGAUCAGCACCACCUGCUCCCGCCCAGGAUACGUAUGCACGUCAACUAUAGCCUGCAAAUCGACGCCCUGAGUGCACAUGAUACUGCUGAUUACACUUGUGAGGUCGUCCGGCCAGAACCAUGGGGUCCGAUCAAGCAAACACACUCCAUUGAAGUACAAUACGCGCCAGUAGUGAAAGUAGAUCGGAGCUUCGUUCACACUGCGAUUGGGCUCCGCGCGGCACUAGAGGCGACGCUGGAGUUUGCAGCACCUCCCGCCAAUACCGCCUGGUUCAAGGAUGGCAGCCCGGUCAAGACUGAUGACAGGGUAAUAAUUAUGGUUCAAGAAAACUCCCAUCAGCUAAUAUUUCGAUCCGUAAGGAAAUCGGAUUUCGGCAAUUACACCUUCCGCGCCGAGAAUAAACUGGGAAUGGCUGACGUCUCCUUUAAACUUACUGGGCAAAAGGGGAAGAAACUGGAUGUUUGGCGUAUCGGGCUCGGAUGCAUCGCUUUUUUGCAGAGCUGGAGCCAUCUCUAUCCGUCACUGAGCAAAACCUGGCAGACCGAGUUAGGUACAUCCUGCGCUCCAACAUAUUUGGUGACGCCGAACUCGAGCGACUACGACGUGAGGCUAUUCCUUCAUCGAAUGGAAAUGGCUACGGCUGGGAAUGCGGCGCCACUAGAUGCGCAACAAACUGCAUAUGUGGAUGCUGCCGUCAACAUUCCAUUUGUGGCUAAUUCAGACGAUGAUGGAAUAGUCUCCCACGAACUAGAGAAAAUGAGGAGCAUAUUGGAAGAGUCGAUGCUGGAAACGCGCAGCAUGCCUCUCGAAAAUCGACCGCGACUUCCCCGCAUACCCCUUAGCAAGCGAAAUCGGGCUGUCGUGCGGGCUCUUAACCCAAUGCUGGUGACCUAUUUGGAAGCCAGCCGGGACCUUUGCGAGACGGAUUCAAUUCUUUUUGGCGCCGCACUGGCAGUAUGCCGUAUUAUUGGCGCCAAACUUCCCGUGGCUGGACGUGCUACUCAAAAAAGUAGCGCCAUCCCAGCCUGGAGAAAAAGAAUUGAGGACCGUAUCGCAAAGGCAAGGGCCCUUAUCGGCAGACUGACAAGCUUCAGGUCGGGUAAUAAUAGACCGAGGAUUAUGCGCACCGUUAGGAUGGCGUUUGCUGGGACAAAUAUCAAUUUGUUCCAGCCGGAUAUCACGCAAAAACUAACGGAGCGCAUAGAUGACCUGAAGCAAAAAAUCGCUGCUUGGGGGAAGCGGAUUCGACGAUUUAGCGAGAGGUCAAGGCGGUUCAACCAGAAUCGUCUCUUCCAGAGUGAUCAGAAGAGGCUCUAUAAAACAUUGGAGCGACCAAAGGUAUGUGGAGCGGGCCCAGGACCGGAUCAGGCCGACACUGUCGCAUUUUGGCGUGGCCUGUGGUCAGAGCCCGUAAACCACAGCGAGGGCCCUUGGACGGAAGUUGUGGCGAGCCAGAGUGCAAGUGUUACGCCUAUGGACCCCGUCACUAUAACGCCUGAAGACGUGGCUGAGGCGAGCAGCCUCUCUAUCCGUCACGCAAAACCUGCAGACCGAGUUAGGUACAUCCUGCGCUCCAACAUAUUUGGUGACGCCGAACUCGAGCGACUACGACGUGAGGCUAUUCCUUCAUCGAAUGGAAAUGCUACGGCUGGGAAUGCGGCGCCACUAGAUGCGCAACAAACUGCAUAUGUGGAUGCUGCCGUCAACAUUCCAUUUGUGGCUAAUUCAGACGAUGAUGGAAUAGUCUCCCACGAACUAGAGAAAAUGAGGAGCAUAUUGGAAGAGUCGAUGCUGGAAACGCGCAGCAUGCCUCUCGAAAAUCGACCGCGACUUCCCCGCAUACCCCUUAGCAAGCGAAAUCGGGCUGUCGUGCGGGCUCUUAACCCAAUGCUGGUGACCUAUUUGGAAGCCAGCCGGGACCUUUGCGAGACGGACUCAAUUCUUUUUGGCGCCGCACUGGCAGUAUGCCGUAUUAUUGGCGCCAAACUUCCCGUGGCUGGACGUGCUACUCAAAAAAGUAGCGCCAUCCCAGCCUGGAGAAAAAGAAUUGAGGACCGUAUCGCAAAGGCAAGGGCCCUUAUCGGCAGACUGACAAGCUUCAGGUCGGGUAAUAAUAGACCGAGGAUUAUGCGCACCGUUAGGAUGGCGUUUGCUGGGACAAAUAUCAGUUUGUUCCAGCCGGAUAUCACGCAAAAACUAACGGAGCGCACAGAUGACCUGAAGCAAAAAAUCGCUGCUUGGGGGAAGCGGAUUCGACGAUUUAGCGAGAGGUCAAGGCGGUUCAACCAGAAUCGUCUCUUCCAGAGUGAUCAGAAGAGGCUCUAUAAAUCAUUGGAGCGACCAAAGGUAUGUGGAGCGGGCCCAGGACCGGAUCAGGCUGACACUGUCGCAUUUUGGCGUGGCCUGUGGUCAGAGCCCGUAAACCACAGCGAGGGCCCUUGGAUGGAAGUUGUGGCGAGCCAGAGUGCAAGUGUUACGCCUAUGGACCCCGUCACCAUAACGCCUGAAGACGUGGCUGAGGCGGUCCGUAGGGCCCCGAACUGGAAAAAGCUGGAGCCAUCUCUAUCCGUCACUGAGCAAAACCUGGCAGACCGAGUUCGGUACAUCCUGCGCUCCAACAUAUUUGGUGACGCCGAACUCGAGCGACUACGACGUGAGGCUAUUCCCUCAUCGAAUGGAAAUGCUACGGCUGGGAAUGCGGCGCCACUAGAUGCGCAACAAACCGCAAACGUGGAUGCUGCCGUCAACAUUCCAUUUGUGGCUAAUUCAGACGAUGAUGGAAUAGUCUCCCACGAACUAGAGAAAAUGAGGAGCAUAUUGGAAGAGUCGAUGCUGGAAACGCGCAGCAUGCCUCUCGAAAAUCGACCGCGACUUCCCCGCAUACCCCUUAGCAAGCGAAAUCGGGCUGUCGUGCGGGCUCUUAACCCAAUGCUGGUGACCUAUUUGGAAGCCAGCCGGGACCUUUGCGAGACGGACUCAAUUCUUUUUGGCGCCGCACUGGCAGUAUGCCGUAUUAUUGGCGCCAAAUUUCCCGUGGCUGGACGUGCUACUCAAAAAAGUAGCGCCAUCCCAGCCUGGAGAAAAAGAAUUGAGGACCGUAUCGCAAAGGCAAGGGCCCUUAUCGGCAGACUGACAAGCUUCAGGUCGGGUAAUAAUAGACCGAGGAUUAUGCGCACCGUUAGGAUGGCGUUUGCUGGGACAAAUAUCAGUUUGUCCCAGCCGGAUAUCACGCAAAAACUAACGGAGCGCAUAGAUGACCUGAAGCAAAAAAUCGCUGCUUGGGGGAAGCGGAUUCGACGAUUUAGCGAGAGGUCAAGGCGGUUCAACCAGAAUCGUCUCUUCCAGAGUGAUCAGAAGAGGCUCUAUAAAACAUUGGAGCGACCAGAGGUAUGUGGAGCGGGCCCAGGACCGGAUCAGGCUGACACUGUCGCAUUUUGGCGUGGCCUGUGGUCAGAGCCCGUAAACAACAGCAAAGGCCCUUGGACGGAAGUUGUGGCGAGCCAGAGUGCAAGUGUUACGCCUAUGGACCCCGUCACCAUAACGCCUGAAGACGUGGCUGAGGCGGUCCGUAGGGCCCCGAACUGGAAAAGUCCGGGGCUCGACGGGCUGCAUCAUUACUGGCUGAAGGGGGAAUUGACGACCCCAUCGCCCGCUGACGUAACAGUUAAGUGA
Messenger RNA from Parnassius apollo (apollo), 3756 nucleotides. Lineage: Eukaryota; Metazoa; Arthropoda; Insecta; Lepidoptera; Papilionidae. The record is from the annotation of a GenBank genome assembly.